Jatropha curcas is the source of this 876-nucleotide messenger RNA. RefSeq lists its product as uncharacterized. Gene Ontology annotation, biological process: shoot system development; root development. Lineage: Eukaryota; Viridiplantae; Streptophyta; Magnoliopsida; Malpighiales; Euphorbiaceae. The record is from RefSeq and is a predicted model, not a curated record.
AUGGCUAACACUACCUUAUUCCAUAAUCGCUCCGAUAGCUUACCUUCAAGACCACACCCUCUUAUUUCACAGCUGGAUGAUCAUAUUUCUACAUUAAGGAUUUCUGAUGCUGCUUCCACGUCAUCAACUUCCAUAACCAACAAGCUUACCCAUCUUCAAGAUUUGCAUGACUGCGUCGAUAAAUUUCUUCUUCUGCCGUUAACUCAACAAGCCUUAUUAGCGCAUCAUCAGAACCGUAAAUGCGUUGAUGAGUUGCUUGACGGAUCUCUUCGACUUCUCGACGUUUGUAACGCCGCUAAAGAUGCGUUGUUGCAAACUAAAGAGUACACUCUGGAACUUGAGUCGACCAUCCGCAGAAGGCAAACCGGUGUCGAACUUGAGGUCAAGAAAUAUUUGACUUCCAGAAAGAUGGCUAAGAAGUCAAUUCAAAAGGCUUUGAGUAAUCUGAAGGGUUUGGAGAAGAAAUGCUUUUCGUCUUCAAAUGGAAGUGAUGAGAUAGGGAAGAUAAUUAGCAUUUUAAAAGAGGUUGAAGUAAUUACUCUUUCUGUGUUCAAAUCCUUUUUGUCAUUUGUGUAUGGAGCACCAAAGGGUUUGUUUUCCAAGUCGAGUCGUUGGGCUUUGGUUUCAAAGCUUAUGAUGCAGAAGAGAAUAGCUUCUGAUGAGGAAGAAGAAGAAGGAGUUGCAGAUGGGAAUGAAUUUGCAAUGGCAGAUUCUGCAUUGGAAUCCUUUGUUGGAUCCAAAUAUGAUAAUAUAGAGAAUGUUCAAAGCCAUUUAAAGAAUUUGGAGCUUUGCAUUCAACAUCUAGAAGAAGGAACUCAUAGCCUCUUUAGACGAUUGAUCAAAACGAGAGUUUCCCUUCUCAACAUUUUUAAUUAG